GCUCAGCCCCGCCCCCUUCCUCUAGAGCAGGAAGGAAGCUGGUCAGGUGACAGGCUUCAGGUCAUGUGACAGACAAAGUCCAGCUGACAACAUGGCUUCAGCAGAGGGACCAUCUUAUUGGCUGGGUAACGAGACUCUGAAGGUCCCGGCCGCCCUCUUCGCCCUGAACAGGAAGCGCGUCUGCGAUAGACUGCGCAACAACCACAAUGUUCCAAAAGAGGCCGUUGUGCUCCUGCAAGGAGGAGAGGAGACCAACCGAUACUGCACCGACACCGGCGUCCUCUUCCGUCAGGAGUCGUUCUUUCACUGGGCGUUUGGAGUGAUCGAAUCAGGCUGUUAUGGCGCCAUUGAUGUUGAAACGGGAAAAUCAAUCCUUUUUGUGCCCAAACUGCCGGAGAGUUACGCCGUGUGGAUGGGGACGAUUCACCCUCCUGAGCACUUCAAGAAGAAGUACGCUGUGGAUGAGGUCCACUACGCCUGUGAUAUUGCAAAAGUCCUAAGUGCAAAGAGCCCGUCGAUACUUCUCACUCUGCGUGGGGUUAAUACGGACAGCGGCAGUGUUUGCAGGGAGGCCUCGUUUGAAGGAAUAAGCAAAUUCAGCGUGAACAACACCUUACUUCACCCAGAAAUUGUGGAAUGCCGUGUUUUCAAGACGGACAUGGAGUUGGAGGUUCUGCGCUACACAAACAGAAUUUCCAGUGAGGCCCAUAAGGAGGUUAUGAAGACAGCCAAAGUGGGAAUGACGGAGUACGAACUGGAAAGCGUGUUUCUGCACUAUUGCUACGCUCGCGGAGGAAUGCGACACACGUCCUACACCUGUAUCUGUGGCAGCGGUGACAACUCCUCCGUGCUUCACUAUGGACACGCUGGGGCCCCCAAUGACAAGAUUCUUGAAGAUGGUGAUAUGUGCCUGUUCGACAUGGGAGGAGAAUAUUACUGCUACAGCUCGGACAUCACCUGCUCCUUCCCCGCCAAUGGGAAAUUCACCGCGGACCAGAGAGCCGUCUAUGAAGCUGUACUCAAGUCAUCCCGGGCCGUCAUGAAUGCGGUGAAACCCGGGGUGAGCUGGCCGGAUAUGCACCGCCUGGCUGACCGCAUUAACCUGGAAGAGCUGACCAAAGCUGGCAUCUUGAAGGGCAACGUGGAGGACAUGAUCAAGGCUCACAUGGGCGCGGUGUUCAUGCCGCAUGGCCUGGGUCACUUCCUGGGCAUCGAUGUCCAUGAUGUUGGAGGAUACCCCGAGGGUACCGAUCGCAUCGACCUGCCCGGCCUGAAAAGCCUGCGGACAGCCCGCACCCUGCAGGAGCGAAUGGUUCUCACCAUCGAGCCCGGAAUCUACUUCAUCGACCACGUCCUGGACCAGGCCCUGGCCAACCCCGCUCAGGCGUGCUUCAUUAACGACGACGUCCUGAGACGCUUCCGAGGGUUCGGCGGUGUGCGUAUCGAAGACGACAUCGCGGUGACCGCCAGCGGCGUGGAGCUUCUCACCUGCGUCCCCCGCACCGUUGAGGAGAUCGAAUCUUUCAUGGCGGAGUCCAAAGACGAGGGAAAGACCCUGAGCAAGGUCAUCCUCAGCCAAGGGCUGUGAGUGGCGUCUCCGGGAGGGGGCCGGACCCCCCCCCCCCCCCCAUAGCCACUGCAUUUCCUGUGCCUUCCAAUAAUUGACUUUUUAUAAUCGCUACAAAUCUUCUUAAAAAAAUAAAAUAAAAUUCUGCAGAUUUAAUCGCCAAACCAAACGCAGCAAAUCCAAUCCUGUUUCUAAUCAUUUGAAGGAAACGGAGCGUCAGUAAAAAAAAAAAGAGAGAGAAAAGCCAAAUACAAGCCUCGCUCUGUUCCGCUAAGUGGAUGCAGUUUGUUUGGCGGAACAGCCGGGGAAUCUUGGCAGCGCAGCUCCGUUAUUGCUUUUCAGAUGUCCUAACAUAUCACUUACCAAAUAAAUGCAUUUCAACAAUA
Messenger RNA from Rana temporaria (common frog), 1953 nucleotides. RefSeq names its product peptidase D (gene PEPD). Bases 92 to 1588 code for a protein of 498 amino acids. Lineage: Eukaryota; Metazoa; Chordata; Amphibia; Anura; Ranidae. Gene Ontology annotation, molecular function: manganese ion binding; metalloaminopeptidase activity. The record is from RefSeq and is a predicted model, not a curated record. The transcript has 15 exons.